CCCAAGCCGCCGCGGAAGAGACAGCGGAGGAGCCCAUUAUGGUCCACCACGGUCAAAGCAGAGGGAGCCCUGUCGCAACGGCUAGUCGUGUCCGAUCCUCCCCUCCCCUCUCCGUCGAGUCCCCGUCGCGCCGUCCCUCCGAUCCCUCUUCGCGCCCCCGCGCCGCCGAGGACCCAGCAGCCACGGCGAAUCCAGCACCGGCGGCGGGAGGGAAGCCGUUCUUGCAGGCUAUGCCGACGGUCACCGAGGAGGCGCCGCCGCCGCUCCGUGCCGUCCAGAUGGAGGACGUUGCUAUGUUGGCGUGGGAUUGCCUCAACCGAGAUGAUGAUGAUGAAGAGCUCCUGAGAUUACUGGGAAAUCAAACUCCUCUGCGAGACUGCCAUGCCUUCCUUGACAUUGGAGAUAUCACCUGCGCGGAGACACUGGACCCGGAGGAAUCUCGGGAACCGAAGCGGCGACGCGUAUUGGAGUAUCCUUCUGAGGUUAAUCAGCCAGAUGGUCGAGAUCAUGAAAUGGGUUCUAAUUUUGUCACAUCUGAGGUAACAGAGACUUCACUGAUUUGCACUGAUGAACCACAGAGCUUAAACUGGGAUAUGCAGCAAGAUUCAGAUAUUUUAGAUAUGAUAAGUUCCUUAUCAUAUGGUGCACCCUACGAGCCAUCAGAUAAUCAGUUGGAAAAUUACUCUGAUGGAGCUACUGUCUACUACACGCCUGAUCAAAUGACUCCUAGCCAGGAGAGCGUUACAUAUAUGGAUUAUCAAACUGAUAUGCCAGGUUCAAGUGAGAUUGCACCGGCGACAGAGAAUAUCAUAAUGCAGGAGACUAGCAAACUUUCUGUGCUAAAAGUAUCUAAAGGAGGAAGCUCGAUGAUCAAGAUGAAGCAAAAUUUAACUACAUUUAUGACAUGUCCUUUUACCCUUAUAAAACCAUAUUGGGAAGAAGGAAACAUCACUCUGAAGGAUAUAAAUCAGCUAAUCCAUGCUCCUCCGAAGCAGCCUCCAGAAAUCCUGGGAAUGUCAGCUUUUUCUGGCAAGCCAGUCAUUGGCAAGAGCAGAAUCAGAACAGAAAGGGGGUAAAGACAGCAUCACAAUACUAAGAACGAAGGGCUGAGGACGCCACAACUUAUUUAACAGGCCAUUCCCUCGAUUGCUUUCAAGAAUUUGGUCUUCUUGUGCAGGCCUCUAUAGCUUUUAAUUUUUCUUGGUCACAAUUGUGCUCCAUGUGUUCAGAGUUACCAUGGAUGGUUAACCCUUUUUCCAAACAUCCAGCAUUCUUCUUGUGUGUUUUAGUGGCAUGCGGCUAAUGAUGUAUGCGGAAAUUUAUGUUCAGAGUGCCAUCUGGCAUUCCUUCCUUAA
Molecule: messenger RNA, 1355 nt
Organism: Hordeum vulgare subsp. vulgare (domesticated barley)
Lineage: Eukaryota; Viridiplantae; Streptophyta; Magnoliopsida; Poales; Poaceae
Product: protein XRI1-like
Exons: 10
Coding region: 39-1076 (345 amino acids)
Biological process (GO): female meiotic nuclear division; male meiotic nuclear division
Source: RefSeq, a predicted model, not a curated record